Molecule: messenger RNA, 1410 nt
Organism: Zingiber officinale
Lineage: Eukaryota; Viridiplantae; Streptophyta; Magnoliopsida; Zingiberales; Zingiberaceae
Product: serine/threonine-protein kinase Aurora-2-like
Exons: 9
Coding region: 90-968 (292 amino acids)
Biological process (GO): protein phosphorylation; regulation of cytokinesis; mitotic spindle organization
Cellular component (GO): spindle midzone; spindle microtubule; spindle pole centrosome
Molecular function (GO): ATP binding; protein kinase activity
Source: RefSeq, a predicted model, not a curated record
ACGUUGCGUCGCGUCGGCGUCGGGCUUCGUCUUCCUCCGAGUCAAACUCGUCGAGCAUCUCCUCGAUUGCUGCUCAAUCGCUCUCCUCCAUGGCGGUCGUCGCGGAAUCGCAGUGGGAAUCGGAGUCUCCUUCGAAAGCUUCGACAGUGGAGAAGCGAUGGACGCUCAGUGAUUUUGACAUCGGGAAGCCCCUAGGAAGAGGAAAGUUUGGCCAUGUUUACCUCGCAAGGGAAAAAAUGAGCAGCCAUAUUGUAGCAUUAAAAGUGCUUUUCAAGAAUCAGCUCAAACAAUCUCAAGUUGAGCAUCAACUACGUCGGGAAGUUGAGAUUCAAAGCCACCUCCGUCACCCAAAUAUACUACGCCUGUAUGGAUACUUCUAUGAUCAGACUCGAGUUUACUUGAUCUUAGAAUAUGCAGCCAAAGGUGAACUUUACAAGGAACUGCAAAAGUGCAAAUGUUUCAAUGAGAGACGAACUGCUACUUACAUUGCAUCUCUAGCACGAGCAUUGAUUUAUCUCCAUGGGAAACACGUGAUACAUAGAGAUAUUAAACCUGAGAACUUAUUGAUCGGUCUCCAGGGUGAGCUGAAAAUUGCAGAUUUUGGGUGGUCAGUCCACACAUUCAAUCGUAGGCAGACCAUGUGUGGAACGCUCGAUUACCUCCCCCCUGAAAUGGUGGAAAGUGUACAACAUGAUGCUAGUGUGGAUAUUUGGAGCUUGGGUGUAUUGUGCUAUGAGUUUCUUUACGGCGCACCUCCAUUUGAGGCAAAGGAGCAUUCAGAUACUUACAGAAGGAUUGUGAAAGUUGAUCUUAAGUUUCCCUCGAAGCCAAUAGUUUCCCCUGGCGCGAAGGAUCUUGUUAGCCAGAUGCUCGUCAAGGAUUCAUCGCAGCGCCUUCCUCUCUACAAGCUGCUCGAGCAUCCAUGGAUAGUGCAAAAUGCUGAUCCUUCAGGUGUAUAUCGAGGCUGACUGCUGCUGCUGCUGUCUAAUGUUAGAUAUCUGUUGUCCAAUUUAUGACCGUCAUUAAAGAAAGACUAUGGUAGGAAGAGGGAUGCCAAGGAGCUCAACCUCUACCUCAACAUCAAGCAAAGGGAUUGAGAAAGCAUGAGUAUUGUUAGCAUGUCAAUUGUUUUUUUUUUUGAUAAUUCAAAUGCCCGAUUAAUCCUAAAAAUAGAUGACCUUCCCUGAAUAACUACAUCAUGCCUGGAGAAUUGAAAGUUCGAUUGAUCAACUCCUUAGAGAGUAAUUAUAAAUAAGAGGAUUAAAGUGCCAAUUAAGUCAUUUCAUUUUCUUUUUGUCCAAGUCAUUUUUUUUUUUGGUGAGCAUACGAGAUUCAUAUCUAUGAAUUGAAAGAUCCUAAUGAUUAACUUUGUAAUGAAUUGUUAGAAUCAAUAGGAAUAAAUUGAUUGGA